GUUGACGGAGCUGAAGCGGAACCUGAUGGCGGCCCCGUUCGAUCGAGCGUUCGACGCGCUGAGGGAGGGGAGGGGUGGGAGCGUGCCCCCGGCGGCGAUCCCGUGGCGGAAGAACGAGGUGGUCUACGUCGUGCCCCAGGCGGAUCGCGUCACGGUUAUUUUCGCGAUCGAUUUCACGGAAUCUGACGAGAGGGCUAUUGCCAAGUCCUUCCUAAUGGAGUUCGUGGACGCCCAGCGAGUGGCCAACAACUCCCCGCCGUGCACCUUCACGCCCGACGCGCCGCUGGAGCUCAAGAGCAUGCCCAUGCCGCCGAGCCACACGCCUGUGGGCUUUCUUAGUUUCGUGAUCUUCCCUCAGCACGUCGACAGGGGCCGGCAGGAGAAGACCAUUACGCUCCUCACGGGGUUCCGCAACUACCUGCACUACCACCUCAAGGCGACCAAGACGUACAUGCACAUGCGCAUGCGGAAAAGAGUGGUCGGUCUGCUGCAGGUGUUGAACCGAGCAGUACCCGAGGAGGAGGCGAAGGCAAAGAAGACCGCUAAGGGACGCACGUUCAAUCGAGGAUAAAGAAGUUUGUUGUGACACUCUGUAGUAGUUUAAUUGUUGCUGGUAAAUUAGUUGUCGUUGUUGAAGGAGUUCUGCCGGGAAGAGUUGUGGCUACAGUAUUGGUAGCGGCAGACAACGGAACGAGACUGGCCGCCGAGCCUUGAGGGUCAACUAAAGGUGGUACUCUCUGCGUUGCUGCUUUGUUACUGCCGCACUCUGUGCGCUGCUUCUUUGUAACUGCCGCGGCGCAUGUAUGCGCUACUGCAGUUUUUGGUCGAGUAUGCGGCUAUACUUGGCAUCCCGUCUUGUCUCCCUUGUUCUGUGACCUAUUGGUGGAGCUGGGUCUGUAGAGUUGCGUUGUGUAGAGGAUCGGCCAUGCAGCACUAAAUAGUCGCGGCGCUAUUGGGGGGAUUGUAUGGUACUGCGGCUAGCGUGUGCCGAGGAUGGCUUGUCGUGCCCUCUCUCUCUGUGCUGCCUCUUUUUUCUUUUAAGGAUCUAAGACGGACUGACGCGUUUGGGUUAUUGCU
Messenger RNA from Ectocarpus siliculosus, 1077 nucleotides. Lineage: Eukaryota; Phaeophyceae; Ectocarpales; Ectocarpaceae. The record is from the annotation of a GenBank genome assembly.